UUACCAAAGCUAUCUCGUAAAAAAUAGUGAAAACAAAACAUCGCUUUUUUCGUCUUAAUUCAAAAUUUGGCAUAAGGUUAGCACUGUGGUCAGGGUUAAGGUUAGGUUUAAAAUCAGAUUGUAAAACAAUACAUUGUCGAAAUGGGCGGUGGUUAAGCCUAAAUGGAAGAUGACAAUAUAUUUUCGACCUCGGGUUUACCAUAAUUAUGAAUUUGUGGCUGUGGUAAAUAGUGACGACACCAACAUAACGAGGCCCCAUUGGGAAGCAACAAACCGGCUUUGAGUAGAGCUCGAGCUCAACAACGUCAGGGCUGACGACAAAUUAAAUAGGUGAGAGAUAACGUGCAGACAGAACGGCACUUGGGGUCCUAAAUAGACACCGCGGGAAAAAUGGCGGACGACCCCAACGCAGCAGACCGGAACGUGGAGAUAUGGAAGAUAAAGAAGUUGAUCAAAAGUCUGGAAGCUGCUCGGGGGAAUGGUACGAGUAUGAUCUCCUUGAUUAUCCCUCCAAAGGAUCAGAUCUCCAGAGUGGCCAAGAUGUUGGCUGAUGAGUUUGGCACUGCAUCCAAUAUUAAAAGCAGAGUCAACAGGCUCUCUGUGCUCGGAGCCAUCACCUCUGUACAGCAGAGACUCAAACUCUACAAUAAAGUGCCUCCCAACGGCUUAGUUGUAUACUGUGGCACCAUUGUGACGGACGAGGGCAAAGAGAAAAAAGUCAAUAUUGACUUUGAGCCUUUUAAACCCAUCAACACUUCUCUGUAUCUCUGUGACAACAAGUUCCACACAGAGGCUCUUACAGCCUUGCUGUCAGAUGACAGCAAGUUUGGUUUUAUUGUGAUUGAUGGAAGUGGCGCCCUCUUCGGAACCCUGCAGGGAAACACCAGGGAAGUGCUGCACAAGUUCACUGUGGACCUACCCAAGAAGCACGGCAGAGGAGGGCAGUCUGCCUUGCGUUUUGCUCGUUUGAGGAUGGAGAAGAGGCACAACUAUGUCCGAAAGGUGGCGGAGACGGCAGUCACGCUUUUUGUUUCCAACGACAAGGUCAACGUAGCAGGCAUGGUCUUGGCUGGUUCAGCUGACUUCAAGACGGAGCUCAGCCAGUCCGAUAUGUUUGACCCGAGGCUACAAGCAAAGAUCCUGAAGCUGGUUGACAUAUCAUAUGGUGGGGAGAAUGGGUUCAACCAGGCCAUUGAGCUGUCUGCAGAAGUGCUUUCCAAUGUUAAAUUCAUUCAGGAGAAGAAACUUAUAGGACGAUACUUUGAUGAGAUCAGCCAGGAUACAGGGAAAUACUGCUUUGGGGUGGAAGACACACUGAAAGCACUGGAAAUGGGUGCUGUUGAGAUUCUGAUUGUCUAUGAGAACCUGGAUACCAUGAGAUACAUCCUGAGAUGCCACGGAGCAGAGGGACUUGCUAUGGUGGAGAAGGGUACAGAUGAGAAAACGUUGUAUUUGACACCAGAGCAGGAGAAAGACAAGUCUCACUUCACAGACAAAGAGACUGGGCAGGAGCAUGAGCUGAUCGAGAGCAUGCCGUUACUUGAAUGGUUCGCCAACAGCUAUAAGAAGUUUGGAGCCUGUCUGGAGAUUGUCACUGACAAGAGCCAAGAAGGAUCCCAGUUUGUCAAGGGCUUUGGUGGAAUUGGUGGGAUCUUGCGGUACAGGGUGGAUUUCCAGGCCAUAGAGUACCAAGGAGAAGAUGAUGAGUUAUUUGAUUUGGAUGACUACUAGGUAGUUGAGACUGACAAGAAAUGAAUCAAUUGAAAGGCUUUCCCUGAUUUGACCGAGAGACUGGUGGAAGGAAAGCAAGUAGUCAGGAGGGAGACCCAGACCUUCAAAUAAAAGACAUGGAUGUGAUGCCGUAUAUCAACGUUUCCCUGACUUGAAGCAGUGACUCAUCACCUGGCUGGAUGGAGCUAGUCUUGGUUUGUUCCUCUCCACUCUGUUAAUGACUGAUUCAAAGUGACUGACAGCAAGGCCACACUCCUCCUGUCUACUUGGCCUUCUCUAGGCCACACUGAUAGGUUAUACAAAUCUAUUUUUGUCAUCACUCCCCACUUUCUUCUUCCAACUCAAUUUCCCUUUAUUUUUUAACAUUUUUACUGGUACCAGCGGCUGUUGUGUUUUGAGAUUUUGAUUCUGAUUAUUUUGUUUUCCUUUUUAAAAUCAAAUUUAUGUAGAGGGCAAGGAAAUAAUGAUUAAAUUGGAGCUGCUUUACUAUCCCAUACCCAG
Molecule: messenger RNA, 2232 nt
Organism: Oncorhynchus tshawytscha (Chinook salmon)
Lineage: Eukaryota; Metazoa; Chordata; Actinopteri; Salmoniformes; Salmonidae
Product: eukaryotic peptide chain release factor subunit 1
Exons: 11
Coding region: 391-1731 (446 amino acids)
Biological process (GO): cytoplasmic translational termination
Cellular component (GO): translation release factor complex; cytosol
Molecular function (GO): sequence-specific mRNA binding; translation release factor activity, codon specific
Source: RefSeq, a predicted model, not a curated record